AGCAUUCAAGAGACUUGGGAUACAGAUGUCAUUAUCACAAACCUCAACCCCAUUUCUGCAAUUCCAUUGAAACCUUCCCACCUUCUUAGUUGUUACACCCCCACUUCUUCUUCUUCCACUUGCACCACCUACUCACUCACACUCCUUUGAGUCCUUUCACUCACACACCCAAAGUGGUGUAACAACAAGAACAAGAACCUCACCACUCACUGUUGUGAAAGCUACUUGCUUUUUUCAAAUGGGGACCCGAAUUCCUUCACACCAGCUCAGCAGUGGCCUCUAUGUCUCGGGUCGACCCGAACAGCUCAAGGAGCGCCAGCCGACAAUGAUGUCACGCUCAGUUCCGUACACCGGCGGCGACCCCAAGAAAUCCGGCGAGCUCGGAAAAAUGCUCGACAUCCCUGGCGUUGAUAUCAAACCUUCGCGUCCCUCUUCUUCCUCUCAGCACAACAGCGGGUCAGUGAGAUCCGGACCCAAUUCGGGUCCAGCAGGAAGGACAAGCGGUUCGGGUCCCAUGUCGAGGAAAUCAUCCGGGUCCGGCCCGAUAGCUCUGCAUCCCACGGGUCUCAUAACGUCGGGUCCGGUAGGAUCCGGCCCGAUUGGGGUUUCGGGUGGUGGUGGGAGGAGGUCGGGUCAGCUGGAGCAAUCCGGGUCGGUGGGGAAGGCGGUGUAUGGGUCGGCGGUGACGAGCCUGGGUGAGGAGGUGAAGGUGGGGUUUAGGGUGUCGAGGGCGGUGGUGUGGGUGUUUAUGGUGGUGGUGGCAAUGAGUUUGCUUGUUGGGGUGUUUCUGAUGGUGGCAGUGAAGAAAGCGGUGAUCUUGGUGGCUCUGGGGGCGAUUAUCGUGCCGGUUGUGGUUUUGAUCACUUGGAACUGUGUUUGGGGAAGACAAGGGCUUUUAGGGUUUGUCAAGAGGUACCCUGAUGCUGAGCUUAGAGGUGCCAUUGAUGGACAGUACGUCAAGGUUACUGGGGUUGUAACCUGUGGCAGUAUUCCUUUGGAGUCAUCCUACCAAAGAGUACCUAGAUGUGUAUAUGUCUCCACAGAAUUAUAUGAAUAUAAAGGAUUGGGCGGGAAAUCAGCGAAUCCUAAACACCGUUGCUUCUCUUGGGGUUCUAGAUACUCUGAGAAAUACGUAGCAGACUUCUACAUAUCAGACUUCCAGUCUGGAUUAAGAGCAUUAGUGAAAGCAGGAUUUGGUGCCAAGGUUGCUCCUUUCGUGGAACCAACUACUGUAAUGGAAGUAACAAAGGAUAACAGAGAGUUAUCUCCAAAUUUCUUAGGCUGGCUUGCGGACCGCAAACUCUCUAUUGAUGAUCGGAUAAUGCGCCUAAAGGAAGGGUACAUCAAAGAAGGUUGUACUGUAAGUGUGAUGGGAGUUGUUCGUAGGCAUGAUAAUGUGCUCAUGAUUGUUCCUUCUGCUGAGCCUGUCUCAACAGGCUGUCAAUGGAUCCGCUGCCUUUUGCCAACCUACGUUGAAGGCCUUAUAUUGACAUGUGAGGAUAAUCAAAAUGCUGAUGUCAUUCCUGUUUAGUAUCUUCUCUUAGCCUGGAAAUCAGUGUCACAAUACACAAAUGGCAGAAACUGAUGGGGAAAUCCUUACACUACAGAAUCAGAGUGUUUUCCACUUGCAGGUUUUUGUGUAAAUUGGCUUGGAAGAAGAUGAUGCAAAGCAGACUACUAAGAUUGUCAUGAUAAUCAUAUAAUAUGAUUUGAUUAAAUAUGACGUAAGGAUCCAUCAUGGCCAACUACAAGCAAUUUGAGAAUGUCAUCCACGAAGUUGCACAUUGUUCCUUUACUGCUUAUUUGAUGUACAUAGUUAGAGGUGCCCGAAGGGGUUCAAAGUAGUUGCUUUCUUAUAUUGAGUUAAUUCUAGCCGGAAUGUAGCUUUUGUCGCCAAAUAUUAGUUGUGUAGUUUGGUUUACCUUGUAUUCUUAAGUUGAUAUCUUGUGUCCUGCCUGUGUUAUUAGUUGAAAAAAACUCAAAACCAUCAAUGUUACCACGACCCUGUUGUAUAA
This is a messenger RNA of Gastrolobium bilobum, 2015 nucleotides long. RefSeq lists its product as uncharacterized. The coding region runs from base 239 to 1531 and encodes 430 amino acids. The transcript is spliced from 4 exons. NCBI's taxonomy places the organism in Eukaryota, Viridiplantae, Streptophyta, Magnoliopsida, Fabales, Fabaceae. The record is from RefSeq and is a predicted model, not a curated record.